CAAACCAACUACCGCCCCGGUGAAUUGAAGAGCCUCCUCUUCUGGUGGCCUCCAUAAAUGAACCCCCUCCGCACGAGGUUCUCUCGGGUCUAUAUAGCCAGCGGCCUCCCGACCACGGCAUGCAACAAUCCAAAUCCCGCCCCUCUAUCGCUCUCUUCUCUGAGGCUCUAAGCUCGUCCCCUGCCUCGGCACGCACUAAAAGUCAGCGCCGCAAGGCCGUCUCGGGUUCAGCCAUGGCUACCAAGCUUCCCCUCUCCUCUCUCUUCCUUCUCCUCGUCCUUCUCCUCUCAGUCGCGUGGAUGCCGCCCAAGGCAAGCGCUCAGCCGAGGACUUGCUCCAUCGAACUGGACUCGACCGGCUGCAGGCCCCAGGACUGCGUUGCAAGGUGCGCUGCCCAAUACCGUGGGAUCGGCGAAUGCGCUCAUCAGGAGUACGUUAGUAACUUCCACUGCGUUUGCCUCUACGCUUGCCUCUGAAAUGGCUCCCUUUCGUUUCUCUCUGCCUCUCCUUCUUCUUAGACUCUAUGAAGCUAUCAGUAAUCAAGAGAGGAGAGGGGGAACUCAAUAAAUUGAUUUGGAAUGCAAGUCUGUUCACUUGCAGAGUACCUUCAGUUCAAAAUGAGAGUGUGUGUUUAAAUUGUUCUUUUGUUUCGAAGAGAGGAAGUGUAACUUGUACUUGGCUUUAGUUUGCUCAUGCUUAUUAAUAAGCUCGUGUUCAAAUCACAAUAUCUCCUGCUUGAGUUAA
Eucalyptus grandis is the source of this 744-nucleotide messenger RNA. RefSeq names its product putative defensin-like protein 157. NCBI's taxonomy places the organism in Eukaryota, Viridiplantae, Streptophyta, Magnoliopsida, Myrtales, Myrtaceae. The transcript is spliced from 2 exons. The record is from RefSeq and is a predicted model, not a curated record. Bases 120 to 476 code for a protein of 118 amino acids.